Messenger RNA from Archocentrus centrarchus (flier cichlid), 4264 nucleotides. Its product is annotated as semaphorin-4E. Lineage: Eukaryota; Metazoa; Chordata; Actinopteri; Cichliformes; Cichlidae. Gene Ontology annotation, cellular component: plasma membrane. The record is from RefSeq and is a predicted model, not a curated record. Gene Ontology annotation, molecular function: semaphorin receptor binding; chemorepellent activity. Gene Ontology annotation, biological process: positive regulation of GTPase activity; axon guidance; ossification involved in bone maturation. The transcript has 14 exons. The coding region runs from base 509 to 2932 and encodes 807 amino acids.
CACUCCCUGCAGGAAUUAGAUGUGGAGUGAACGUUACAGGUGGAGCAGUAACACCGACGAGCUGGAUCCAAGACAGGAAAGACAGCGGCACUCUGAACGGCUUAUCAUGUAAAUGCCUGACAACUCCCGAAGUGGGCUGCCGUGAAAAUGAUCUCCUCGAGCAUCCCUCACCACUAGCUGAGCAGUAUGGCUUCUGCUCCUCCUUCCAGAGAGGACACCAGCAGCUCAUUAGCACUGCGCUGGAGGCUAACGCCGACAUAGAUUUCCACCACGCAGCUGCGCUCGACGUUCCUGGUUACGCAUCUGAAUGAUUCACCUUUAGAGGGUCUCUGUAAACAAACAGGACGACUCGUGCCAGAGUGGCACAUGUCCAGGACAGUGACAUCACCACAGUUUAACAGCAUUUGGAUUGACACUUUGGACCAUGAUCUGUCUCUGAUUGGGUGCUUUGGUGGCAGAGCUGGACAGUGCAGCUCUUCCACACUUAGACAAACCUGGAUUCUGAGCCAUGUCUCUUCUCUCAGCCCUGAGCAUCAUCUGUGGAUUGAUGCUCCAUGUAUGUUUCAGUGCCAUCAACAAUGGCUAUUGUGUGCCACGAAAGACUGUGCCCUACCAGAAUGAACUGAAGUUGUUCAGAGAAGAGGGGAUCUUCUAUUAUUCCACCAUGCUGAUGAGAGAAGACCUGGAUGUGCUGCUGCUGGGGGCAAGAGAGGCUAUCUAUGCUCUGGAUAUGAGCAACAUCUCAAUUACAAAGGCUGCGGUGUAUUGGCGAGUGACUGAGGAUAAACAGAGGGACUGCACGUACAAGGGAAAAAAUGCAGAGGUGGAAUGCCACAACUAUAUUCGAACCCUGCACAGAGUGAAUGACACUACGAUGUAUGUGUGUGGUACAAAUGCGUUUAGCCCGACAUGUGAUUACAUGACGUUUGUUAAUGGACAGCUGAUGCUGCAGGGAAAGACGGAGGAGGGGAAGGGGAAGUGUCCUUUUGAUCCCUUUCAGAGAUAUUCUUCCCUCAUGGUUGGAAAUGAUUUGUAUUCUGCCACAUCCAUCAACUUCUUGGGCUCUGAGCCUGUUGUUCUGCGCAGCUCAGGCUUGGCUCUUCGCACCGAGUUCAAAAGCUCCUGGCUCAGUGAGCCAAACUUUGUCUACAUGGACUUUGUGGGUGAGAGUUUUGAAAGUCCCGAUGGUGACGAUGACAAGGUGUACUUGUUCUUCAGUGAGAAUGCCAUGGAGUACGACUUCUACACAAAAGUUGCGGUGUCACGAGUGGCCCGUGUCUGCAAGGGGGAUAUGGGCGGCCAGCGGACACUGCAGAGGAAAUGGACGUCGUUCCUGAAAGCUCGUCUGGAUUGUUCCCUCCCUGAACCCAGCCUGCCCUCCAUUGUCCAGGAUGUCUUCCUUCUGAGACAGAAUGACUGGCGGGAGAGCAUCUUCUACGCUGUCUUCACUCCACAGUCGAGUUUGUCCCAGAUGUCUGCUGUGUGUGCAUACAGCGUAUCUGCUAUUAGAGAAAUUUUCAGUGAGGGAAAGUUUAAGACCCCUGUUGCUGUGGAGACAUCCCAUGUUAAGUGGGUGAUGUACACCGGCGAGGUGCCAGUCCCCAGACCAGGAGCGUGCAUCAAUAAUGUGGCACGUAAAAUGGGGAUGAAUCGGUCUCUGGAUCUUCCAGACAAAACCCUCCAGUUCAUUAGGGACCGUCCCUUAAUGGAGGAGGCAGUUCGCCCACUGACAGGAGGCCCACUGCUGGUCAAGAAGGGAGCUCUGCUGACUCGGAUUGUAGUGGACAGUGUGUUGGCUCUGGACAGACAGAAAUAUAACGUGAUGUUCAUUGGCACAGAAAAUGGUUACAUUCAGAAGGCUGUCAACUAUGAUGGAGAGAUGUUCAUCAUCGAGGAGAUUCAGCUGUAUGAUAACCCCGAGCCCAUCACUGUCCUGCGCCUCUCAUCCACUGAGGGCCAAGUGUAUGCUGGCUCAAAAUUUGGCGCAGUCCAGAUGCCGGUCAGUAACUGCAGCCGCUAUGACACUUGUGUGGAGUGCAUCCUUGCCAGAGAUCCGUACUGCGCCUGGGAUUUAUCCACCAAGCAAUGCUCCUCUGUCUCAAACUUGUCCCCCUCCUCAAAUACACUACAGAGUCUCAAGAAUGGAGAUGUGUCACAGUGUCCUCCACUAGAUCCAGUAGCAGCUGUCGAAUUGGUCCUUAUUCCAGAGAACAACAUCCAGCUGCCUUGCCAACUUCACUCUAACUUGGCUGAGGCCCACUGGCGAUUGUCUGACCAAGCACUUCACACCAACAAUAAAUACUACAUCUACAGUGGAGGCCUCCUCAUCCUGAGGGCCUCUGAAACCGAUGCUGGCCUGUACAGCUGUGACUCAGUAGAGCAGAUAAAUGGGCAUACACACAACCAGACUGUGGCGGUUUAUCAUUUACAACUCUACUCUGGCCCAGCAACGGGGAUCAUCCCCACUCCUGGCACUGAGGUGCCAAAUUCCACUGAGUCUAUUCACAGAAGUACAACUGCACCAGGGUCGGUGCCAAACCCUACCAAUGAGAGCUUCAUUUCCCCUGGGAAACAAAGCUACACUGACAGGAUAACUCAUUUAGAGGUGGCUGUGGCUGUGCUGUCCCUGAUUUGCCUCUGUCUGAUGGGAGUCAUAUUUUGGAUCUGGAGCCGCGGGCACUGGGAGUGUUUAAAGUUUGUACAGAGGUCCAGUGAAAGCGAGGCAAGAAGGCAGUCAACCGACUACAUGCACAUCCCAAACAGAACUUCAGAGAUAAAACUCCUAGGGGAUGAAUCCAGGAGACCUUGCAGUGCCAAUAAUAAUCACUCUGCUGUUGACUUCAAAGGGAAUGGGGAGCAACACUUCUCACCUAUGCCCAACAUUUCAAGUCUGGAUGGUCUGGGAUACAUAAAUGAUGAGUCAGAGAUUUGACUCUGCUGAGCUAUAGAAUUCACUCUGAGGCAGCACUUGUGGACUAAUUAUCUUCCUAUAGCUAUACUUCCACUGAGAGAUGGUUCCUAUAAAAGUUCACAUUAGAAAUUCUUUUGAUAUUUGUCCUGUUUCCUAUACUGACUAUCGUUUCCAUACUCUUACCAGGCAGCUUAUGUCCUCUAAAAAGACUUUUAACUGGUGGAAAAUGUUUUUAUAUAUUUUUUGUAUUACGACAAAUUGUGAAUAUGCUUUGUGCAAUACAUUGUGUACAGUCAAUUCCUUUUCUUUUUUGGACUAUUUAUUUUAAGCAGGUGAUUUUUUUUAAAAAGUCUUGUAAAUAUAGUAUGAAAAAUACUGGACAUGUAGCAUUUUGAUCACAUAGGAUACUGACAUUCAGCAGAGUACAGGAACAGUCUUUGGCUGCUUUAGUGAUUGAACAGUGGUCUGUACCAAUCUUUUAUUUCCUGGUGGCUCUUUAAAAAUGUCCUACAUACCUCUGCUUUGAAGCACUUAACAGCCCAUCACACAACAGGUGAAUCAAUGUUCAGUAACAGCAAAUAAAUAAAUAGUAAGUAGGGAAAACUAGGGUGUUCUUCUUUUUUUUUUGGUGUGUAGCUACAUUUCUGAUUCCAAGCAUACUGUACUUACUAAGAAAAAGACAAAAAUCUCAUUGUAAUGUUGAGGUGGAGGUAUACAUUUCUGUCAGUGAACACAGAGGUGCAGCAUUUGGAACAUGCUGCCUUGCUCAUAAUGACUGUCUCACAGGGCGUGGAAAUUUAUUUGAAAGCAAUGCACAAAGUGACUACUUUCUGUAUUAAUGUUUCAGAAAGCUUCCUGUGGUUUGCAGGGCGGGAAAAACAUCAUCAACACCACACACUGAGUUCAGUUAUUACAGUUCUGUUUGUUUUGGAUGAGAAAGUCAAUUAAAGUAAAGCUGACUGAAUCUUCUCUGUGGUUUUUACUCAUUGUAAAUGAUCAUAAUGCCAGUUCGCAGAGCCACCUUAUGUUUCAUCUGAAACAAGUACUGUAGAACUGUACUGUAUGAAAGGGUUGAAGUGGGUCUCUGCUGAAUUAUUAAAAAGUGCAGAAUAAAAUAAACUAAAAAAGUUGUCAUGAACUGUUUUAGGAUGUACAAUAUUAAUCCUAUAAAGUAAUAAUGAAAAUGUUGAUUGUGCAUUUGAUUUUUUUUUCUAUUAUUAUUGUUUAAAGGUACAAUUUUUGUUUGUUUAAAAAAAAAAACAUUGAAAGUCAGCCAUGCUAUGUUAUAACACUGCCAACUACUGUUUUAAGUUUUAUACUAAUAAAGCUAAAAGGCUUAUACUGAGUCAUUUA